Messenger RNA from Cloeon dipterum, 2602 nucleotides. Its product is annotated as lachesin-like. Bases 226 to 1458 code for a protein of 410 amino acids. The transcript is spliced from 9 exons. Lineage: Eukaryota; Metazoa; Arthropoda; Insecta; Ephemeroptera; Baetidae. Gene Ontology annotation, cellular component: neuron projection. The record is from RefSeq and is a predicted model, not a curated record.
GAGCAGCUCGCUCAGCAGUCGCACCACAGCCGCCGAAGUGGACGCACGCACGCAACCCUCGCCUGCCCAGACGACGACGCCGACGACGAGUGAACGACCCACACGCCGCCACCCCUCGCUCCAAUACCGGACGAUGAGACUGUGAAGACGCGAGAAAUACGCACUCGAGUUUUCACAUUGAAGCACACUUUUUGUCGACGAUUCGAGCAGGACUGACGAGCAGUAAUGCUGCUAAUUAAAUUCCUCUGGUCCGUGGGCCCGGUGGUGCUGCUGACCAUCGACACCGCUCUCGCCUACCAAGAGUGGUCCGUAGCAAGAAUGAUCGAGGAUCCAGACUUCGGGCAACCCAUCCAGAACGCUACAGUGCCUCUCGGCCGCGAAGUGGUGCUGUCAUGCGUCGUGGACCACCUUGGCAAGUUCAAGGUGGGCUGGCUGCGGGCAGAGGACCAGACCAUUCUAACCCUGCACAACAAGGUGGUGACGCACAACUCUCGCAUCGCGGUCACCCACGAUAACCACCGGACGUGGAACCUGCACAUCAAGCAGGUCAAGGAGGCAGACAGGGGAUGCUACAUGUGCCAGAUCAACACCAACAUCAUGAAGAAACAGGUCGGAUGCGUCGACGUGCACGUUCCUCCCGACAUCCUGUAUGACGAAACGAGUGUAGAUCAAGCUGUGCAAGAAGGAGAAAAUGCAACCUUGGUCUGCAGAGCAACAGGUCAUCCACCACCUAGAAUUACCUGGAGGAGAGAGGAUGGUGAUCCAAUAUUGAUACGGAAAGGCUUGAGAGAAAUUAUGAAAGUGGACACAUAUAACGGCAGCCUGAUGCACUUCUGGCGGCUGGAUCGCAGGCAGAUGGGAGCUUUCCUCUGUAUCGCCUCCAACGACGUCCCCCCCGCCGUCAGCAAAAGAAUCAUCCUCAACGUCAACUUUUCACCUGUCGUAAAAGUGCCAAAUCAGCUACUGGGUGCGCCACUUGGAACUGACGUGCAGCUCGAGUGCUACGUGGAAGCCUUUCCCAACACUAUUAACUACUGGGUUAAGAACAGAGGUGAAAUGCUGCUCAACGGGCCCAAGUACGUGAUCACCGAAAGCAAAGCCACUUACAAAGUGUACAUGUCUCUGGUGAUCCGCAAAUUCAGCCACAGCGACAUCGGAACCUACAACUGCGUCUCAACCAACUCAUUAGGAAAAGCUGAGGGGACUUUGAGACUUUACGAAAUAAAAUUAAACCCUGGUAAUCCUCCCGAAUCGACAGACAAUCAUGUCGCUGUGGUCGGAGGUCUUGCUGAGCCUCCCCGAGGGCAGUCGUCGCGGUCGAACAGCGCGGCGGACGCGGUUGAGGGCGAGAUGCGCGCCUCGGCGUCUAGCAGCUGGGGCGGCUCACCCCUUUUGGUCAGCCUGUUCUUCCUCGUUAGCAGAACAAAUCACUUGGCGUGGUCGGCGAGUGCCAGAUGACAUGUCUAGGCGGACGACCGCUAGACCCCGCAGCCAGCCAGCCAGCAACCCCCUUCGCCCCCAUUCAAUAUAUGUCUGUGUAAAUAUAUAUACAACUGUGCGGUAUAAAUGAGCGAGCGAAAGCGAUUAACAAUAAUUAUCAUCAUCGCGAAUUACAUUUAUCGUCCGAGACGACGAAGAGAAGAAGCACAUAAAUAAGCGUUAAAGAGAUAAAUAAUUACACUGUAAAUUACUUACGUGUGAGAGCGAGUGCUGAGUGCCGGGAUAUUAAUUGUUUGCUUGAUUUGCAGAACGUUUUACUGUUGCACUGAGUAAAAACAGCCAUUGUUGUUUCAAUUAAUUGUGUGAGCACAUAUAAUUUGUCACGUUAAUUUAUAUUAAGGAGAUAAUUACUUUCAGUAAUUGAAAUCACGAGUUAAGAUGGAGUAUUUUUCAACUGUGAAAAGCUUUGUAUUUUAUGGGACGUCCUGUCUGAUGUGCCAAACAAACAGGCCUAUGUAUAGUUGUGCAUGAAAAUAUAAUAUCAGCAAUUUACUGUUAAUUUUCUACUCGUUGUCUGGAAUUCCGUUAAGGCCUGCUGCUUGACGAUUCGUUUUCUGUUUGAUUCUUCAUAAUAUGUCAACAUUUUUAAGGAGACUGAUAAGAUUAAUUCAUAAGGUAAAAUGGUAAAGAAUGAUGAGGAAGACAUUUAAAAAUUUGCAAAAGCUUAUUAGAGAGUAAUGCUAAUAUUCGCGGGAGAGCAUAUUUAUGUUUACAACCAAAUCAUUUUCGCUGUAAUAUGUGAUCUUCUGAUGUUACGAGAAGAGUUUAAACACAAUGUUACACACAGAUCUCAUUAAUAAAUCCCACAGAUUUUUCAUUAAACAUUAAAACGGUGCAUGAUGGGCGAUUGUUGUGUAAAAAAUACAUAGGUGAGGAAAUAAAAAUAAAUUAAAUUAUCGAAAAUAUCAAAACGAAUCUCAAUGUGAUUCAUGGAAUAUUCAAUUUCAGUCUUGAUCGAUUUGUUUCUCUGUUAGCUGAUCAUUGAGGAAAUCUGUUUUUGAUGUGAAAAUCGCAUUUUCUGCCAUUCGGUUUCAUCUUCGCAGAUCCAAUUUUUUCUAAGCAUCUGUACACAGUAUGAGAAUAAAUAUGUUCAAUAUGGGAA